AUGGCAUAUUUAACAGAGAAAAUAAAUGGUAAUAUUAAAAUAGAGGAACAUACUUUUAAUGAUCACGAAAAUAGUUUAAAAGAAAAUAUUCAUGAAAGUAAAGAAAUUAUAUAUACAUUAAAAGAUAAUACAAAUAUAAUAGAUAAUAAACAGAUAAAUAAAAAUAAAAUUAACGAGCCAUUAGAUAAAAAACAUAAAAAUAAAGAAAAUAUAAUAAAUAACGAAAAUAUGGGGAAUGAAAAAAGUGAAGAAAAAAUGAAAGGCACCAAUGAUAAAAACAGUGAAAAUGAAAAUAUUAAAUCACCUGAAUCAUUAAUGAGCGAUUGUAAUUCUGCUGAUAAUUUAAAAAAAGACAUGAAAGAUAAUGAUAUAGAAGAAAAAAUAGAAGAUAAAAAUGGAGAAAAGGAGAAAAAAGAGGGAGAUAUAUCAAAAAAAAAUAUUAGUAUUGAAUUGCUAAAGAUAUGUGAUGCUUUAAAAAAUGUAGGAAAUAAGUAUUUUAAGGAAAAUAACUAUAUCGUUUCUUUAAAAUAUUACACAGAAGCUAUUAAUUUAUUAAAAAAAUUUUAUGACAAUACCAAUGUAGAAAUAUUAAAAAAAAUAAGUAUUGAUAACUUACAGAAUGAAGUAAGUGUAGAUGAAGUAGAUAAAGAUUUAUUUAAUGAAUAUUAUACAAAAAGUACUGUUUCCAAAAAGGAUAAUUUUAUUAGUAUAAAAGAAACUGAUCUUCAUAUAUAUUAUACGAAUAGAUCAUUUUGUCACAUGAAACUAGAAAGUUACGGUUUGUCUAUACAAGAUAUAGAUGAAGCAAUAAAAAUUAAUCCUUUUUAUGCGAAAGCUUAUUAUAGAAAAGGAUGCUCUUAUUUAUUACUAUCUGAUUUAAAAAGUGCAUCAGAAUGUUUUCAGAAAGUAUUAAAAUUAACAAAAGACACAAAUUCUGAGAUAAAAUUAAAACAAUGUAAAAAGCUUUUAUUUGAACAGCAUUUUCAGAAAGCUAUAGAAUUAGAACAAAAAAUGCCUUACUACCAGACAUUAGUACUAGAUACCCUUAAAAUAGAAAAUACUAAUGCUCCUAUAUAUGACAGAAAUAAUUUAAAUAUAGAUUUUUUGAAAAAAGUAGUAGAUUACAUUAGUGUACCAAAUCAAAAGUUAAACAAGAAAUGUGUAUGUGCAAUAGUUUUAGAUGUAAUCAAUCUGUUAAAAGAAUUACCAACUCUAGUAUAUUUAAAUUUACAGUCAGAUGAGACUUUAACCAUAUGUGGAGAUGUACAUGGACAAUUUUAUGAUUUAUUAAAUAUAAUGAAUAUAAAUGGAUAUCCAUCAGAAAAUAAUUCUUAUUUAUUCAAUGGGGAUUUUGUAGACAGGGGAAGCUUUUCUGUAGAGGUAAUUAUUUUCUUAUAUUUGGCGAAAUUGACAUUUCCAAAUAAUGUUCAUUUAACUAGAGGAAACCAUGAAACGGACAAUAUGAAUAAACUAUAUGGAUUUUUAGGAGAAUUACAAGAAAAAUAUGAUGAUAAAUUACAUACCUUAUUUUCUGAUUCAUUCAAAUUUUUACCAUUAGCAUAUGUAUUAAACAAAACAAUUUUUAUAUGUCAUGGAGGAAUACCAAGUAAAAUGGAUACAACUUUAGAAGAUAUUCAAAAAAUUGAUAGGAAUACAGAACCCUUAGAUGAAGGAGUAAUGACAGAUUUGCUAUGGUCAGAUCCAAAUGAAGAAAAAGGAUUCAAACCCUCUAAAAGAGGCAUAGGAUUUUCUUUUGGUACUGAUAUUACUGAAAAUUUUCUAAAAAGAAAUAAUUUAAGUCUUAUUAUUCGAUCUCAUGAAGUAAGAGACGAAGGAUAUUCAAUUGAACAAAAUGGUAUGUUAUACACUGUUUUUAGUGCACCCAAUUACUGUGAUAUUAUGAAAAACAAAGGGGCCUUUUUAAAAUUUAAAGGAAGUUCUACCAAACCUGAGUGUGUAACAUUUACUGAAGUAAAGCAUCCUGAUGUUCCAUCUCUUAAAUAUGCUCAUAAUUUAUAUCAAAAUAUUUAA
Messenger RNA from Plasmodium relictum, 2031 nucleotides. It is a transcript of the gene PP5, whose product is annotated as serine/threonine protein phosphatase 5, putative. Gene Ontology annotation, molecular function: protein serine/threonine phosphatase activity; protein binding. Gene Ontology annotation, cellular component: nucleus; cytosol. The transcript has a single exon. The record is from RefSeq and is a predicted model, not a curated record. Lineage: Eukaryota; Apicomplexa; Aconoidasida; Haemosporida; Plasmodiidae. Bases 1 to 2031 code for a protein of 676 amino acids.